AUGCAAACUCAAUGGGCUAUAGAUCCAUUACAAGAUGAUAGUAAGAGAAAUCAAUGCUUUAUCAUUAUUGCCGAUAAUAUGGACGGAAAGAGGUUGAAAGAAUUUGGUUUGAAGUUAGGCUUGUCUUCUAUUGAUGUUGAAGAUAUUGUCGAUAACAGUGACGAAAGAUUUGCAAAGUGCAUGAACUUAUUAAGAACAUGGUAUUCUAAAUUUGCUCCAAAAGUCAAUUGGAAUAAUCUAUUGGAAGCCUCACAUACUUGUAAAUUGGCAAAUAUAGGUGAAAAAUUGGGUACGCGCCAUAGAACGUGGGGAAUCCUCGAUAUCGUACAAUACUAUUUACGGCGAUCAAAUGCUACAAAUGUUCACGUGGAUUAG
Molecule: messenger RNA, 375 nt
Organism: Trichoplax adhaerens
Lineage: Eukaryota; Metazoa; Placozoa; Uniplacotomia; Trichoplacea; Trichoplacidae
Exons: 3
Coding region: 1-375 (124 amino acids)
Biological process (GO): signal transduction
Molecular function (GO): protein binding
Source: RefSeq, a predicted model, not a curated record